AUGUCGCAGUCCGAGGCAGGCCCUUCUGUUGCCGCUACUACUGCCUCCGCCUUUGCCGACGCUAAUUCGCAAAAGCCCAAGGCUCAACAGUCCAACAAACCACAGCAACAGAACAAGGCACCCGCCGACAAUCGUUUCAAGGCGCAGCAGAACAAGGAGCGCGCUGCCCAGGGUCGAGCCCGAAAGGUAAACAGUGUCACGUUCACGGACACGGGAUCAGCAAUGCAAGAUAGUUCUGCACGUACCUCGGCCUCGUCAGAUGCUAUUGCCAAACAGCUCAAGAAGCAACCUAAACAAGAUGCACCCAAAUCUCAAGCAGCUCGCCAGGCAAAGGCACCGACGCAGUUCAAGAGCAAAGUGGUGAUUCGUCGAUUGCCGCCUAACUUGCCCGAAGACGUGUUUUGGAAAGCUGUUUCUCCUUGGAUUCGCGACAAAACUGAUUGUCAGGCACCGUCAGCCGCUGAUACACCCACCCAGACGAUCUCAGAAUCGUCUCCAGGUGAAGCAUCAACCUCCCAAUCGGCCUCAAACGUAUUACCCUCAAACAGCUUCGAUGCCACGGUUGACUACAAAAAGUUCGUCGUAGGCAAGCUCAAAACGGAUACCAACAAACAGAAUAAGCACGCUCGCGCCUACGUCCGUUUCCUCGACCCGCAAUCCCUCGUCGAAUUCCACAAAGCUUUCGACGGCCACAUCUUUCGCGACAGCAAAGGCAAAGAAUCGGUCGCCAUCGUGGAGUUUGCGCCUUACCAAAAAGUCGUGCUAGCAUCUUCCGCAAGCGGUCAACGAGGACGCAGAGCCAAACCGGACCCAAAGCAAGGCACCAUCGACAAGGAUGCCGAAUACCUGUCCUUCGUCGAGCGGCUUAGCAAGGCAGGCGACGAUGUUAAGCGCUCCGAGGGCGAAUUGCUCGCUUCGCUCCAUGAUGUCAAAGGCAGAGAGAAGGAAAAGGAGGCGAAAGAGGCAGCGGGCAAAGCGACUCCGCUGUUGCAGCACCUGCGUGCUGUCAAGAUGGCCAAGCUCGAAUCUGCGGCUGCCAUCAAGAAGGCCAAGAAGAUGGAGAAGGCUGCGGCGAAGGCUGCAGCCGGCAAGUCUGCUGUUCCUGCUCCUGCUCCUGUCAAAGGCGGAGGCGCAGCUGCUGGUGCGAGCGCAGAGCACAAGGCUAAAGCGAAGAAGAGCAGGAAGGAGAAAGCCAAGGAGAAGGCCAAGUCGGACCCUACGGAAGGGGCUGGCGUCAAGCCGGGAGAAGGUGCAUCUACGAAGAAGGAGAAGAGCAAGAAGCGUAAAGGCAAGGCAAGCGGUGACCCUGAUGGUGCUGCGGAUGGCAAGGCACAGAGCAGCGCACAGAAGGAUCCGAAGAAAGCCCCGAGCAAGAAACCCGACGCAAAGACUACAAAUGGUGCUGAUGCUGCUCAAGGGGAAGGAGCGGGCAAAGGCGGCAAGCCCAAAAGCAAACCGCCUCGACGUAAAGGUGGGCCAAAGGACAAGCAGAAGUCCUCGUCGGCUGUUGCUUCCGGUACGAACCCUGCUGCCGCGCAGCCGUCCAAGGUUCAGAUUCUGAAGCGAGAUUCCUAG
Molecule: messenger RNA, 1575 nt
Organism: Sporisorium graminicola
Lineage: Eukaryota; Fungi; Basidiomycota; Ustilaginomycetes; Ustilaginales; Ustilaginaceae
Exons: 1
Coding region: 1-1575 (524 amino acids)
Biological process (GO): positive regulation of translation; nuclear-transcribed mRNA catabolic process, nonsense-mediated decay
Cellular component (GO): nucleolus; cytoplasm
Molecular function (GO): mRNA binding
Source: RefSeq, a predicted model, not a curated record